Cottoperca gobio is the source of this 4682-nucleotide messenger RNA. Its product is annotated as phosphatidylinositol 3-kinase regulatory subunit alpha-like. Gene Ontology annotation, molecular function: protein binding; 1-phosphatidylinositol-3-kinase regulator activity. The transcript has 17 exons. Gene Ontology annotation, biological process: insulin receptor signaling pathway; phosphatidylinositol phosphate biosynthetic process. Lineage: Eukaryota; Metazoa; Chordata; Actinopteri; Perciformes; Bovichtidae. The coding region runs from base 475 to 2628 and encodes 717 amino acids. Gene Ontology annotation, cellular component: phosphatidylinositol 3-kinase complex. The record is from RefSeq and is a predicted model, not a curated record.
UUAAUCUUCGCUAACUUGUCGCAAAAGCUAGAUGCUAAAAUUCAGACGGCUGAACCACGAGCGUGUUCUUAUUGGAAAUAAUCGAUAGAAAUACUAGAAUAUUUCAAGUUUUGAUAAUAUCUGGACAUCGUGUCGUGCUCGGUGCUCUAUAAUGGCGUCUGCUGCUCGCUCUUCUGGAGGUUUUAAUUGGUGAAAAAAAGGUUGAUUCGUCGCCUCCCCAGAUGUGGCUUCUUCUGAGACUUCUGUUCAUGAACGGCGAGGAUGCUUUGAUUGGGCGGCUGUGGCUCGGACUGGAGGGAUGACAGGACUUUAGCAGACAUGGAGACAGGAGAGACACACAAACAGCUGGAAACACCAUAUUUACUCAGUCUACAUUCUCCUCAUUAAAUCCACUCAGGAUAAUAGCCUAUUUUUAUAAUUUUUUUUAUUCAGAGCUGUUUUUGUUAGAUGUUGUAAAGCCAUACAGACGUCACAAUGAGUUCUGAGGGCUUUCAGUACCGAGCGCUGUACGACUACAAGAAGGAGAGGGAGGAGGACAUCGACCUGCAUGUUGGAGACAUGCUGCUGGUCAGUAAAGGAGCGCUGCUGGCUCUCGGCUCCAGCAACGGAGCGGAGGAACGACCUUCAGAGAUCGGCUGGCUGCCGGGCAUCAACGAGACCACACAGGAGAAAGGCGACUUCCCUGGAACGUAUGUGGAGUUUAUUGGCAGAAAGAGGAUGUCCCCGCCCACACCCAAGCCCCGCCCACCCAGGCCACCGUCUGCAGCGUCUGUGAGGACCGACUCCGAGUCAGAGGGCUUCAUGUUGCCAGACCUCCCUGAGCAGUUUGGACCCCCGGACACAGCCCCUCCCCUCCUGAGCAGACUGAUGGAGGCCAUAGAGAACAAAGGUCUAGAGAGUCUCGGUUUGUAUCGCAAUCCGAGUGGAGCAGGUCUGGACACCCGGCAGCUGUCCGACACUGACCUGGAGCAGCUGGAGGUGUCGUCCCUGUGUGACGGGGUGUUCCGGUUCCUGCAUGAUCUGCCCGGGCCUGUCCUCCCCUCCUCGCUGCAGGCCGACUUGAUUCACACAGUGCAAGAGGUGCGGGACCUGGAGGACUGCGCCCAGGUUCUGAGGGGGGUGGUCAGCUCGCCGACCUGCCCGGCCCAGUACGGCCUGACGCUGCUCAGCGUGGUCCGACACCUGGCCCGACUCUGUCUGCACAGCGCCAGGAACCAGCUGAUCCCCCGAAACCUGGCUGAGAGUUUCAGCCCAUUGAUGUUCAGACAGGCUGCAGGGUCUGAGUCCAGUCUGGAUCCUCUGGUUCAGGUCCUGGAGGUUCUGAUAACCAGCGAGCUCAACAUGACACAGGCUGCACCAGCGUUGCCUCCAAAACCGGUCAAGUCUUCCACUCCAGCAGCUUCCUGUAGUUUCAACAACAGUAUUGCUCUGCAGGACGCCGAGUGGUACUGGGGAGACAUCUCCAGAGAGGAGGUGAAUGAGAAGCUGAGAGACACAGCUGACGGUACUUUCCUGGUUCGAGACGCCUCCACUAAGAUGCACGGAGAUUACACUCUGACUCUGAGGAAAGGAGGCAACAACAAGCUGAUAAAGAUCUUCCACCGGGAGGGAAAGUACGGCUUCUCCGACCCUUUGACGUUCAGCUCCGUGGUGGAGCUGAUCAACCAUUACCGCCACGAGUCCCUCGCCCAGUACAACCCCAAACUGGACGUCAAGCUGCUCUACCCGGUCUCCAAACACCAGCAGGACCAGGUGGUGAAGGAGGACAGUAUUGAAGCUGUGGGGAAGAAGCUCCACGAAUAUCACCUGCAGUACCAGGAGAAGAACCGAGAGUACGACAGACUGUACGAGGAGUACACCAGAACCUCGCAGGAGAUCCAGAUGAAGAGGACGGCUAUCGAGGCGUUCAAUGAGACCAUAAAGAUCUUCGAGGAGCAGUGUCAGACUCAGGAGCGCUUCAGCAAAGAGUACAUCGAGAAGUUUCGCCGAGAGGGCAACGACAAGGAGAUCCAGAGGAUCAUGGAGAACUACGACAAGCUGAAGUCUCGGAUCAGUGAGAUCGUGGACAGUAAGCGUCACCUGGAGGUGGACCUGAAGAAACAGGCUGCGGACUACAGAGAGAUCGACAAGAAGAUGAACAGCAUCAAACCAGACCUGAUCCAGCUGCGCAAGACCAGGGACCAGUACCUCAUGUGGCUGACCCAGAAGGGAGUUCGUCAGAGGAAACUGAACGAGUGGCUCGGCCUGAAGAACGAAACCACAGAGGAUGAGUACAGCAUGGUGGAGGAUGAGGAGGACCUUCCUCACCAUGACGAGCGUCUGUGGCGCCUCGGAAACAUCAACCGCAUUCAGGCCGAGUCUCUGCUCCGCGGGAAGAGAGACGGAACCUUCCUGGUCCGAGACAGCAGCAAGCCGGGCUGCUACGCCUGCUCUGUGGUUGUGGAGGGAGAGGUGAAACACUGCGUCAUCAACAAGACGAGCACCGGUUUUGGUUUCGCGGAGCCCUACAACCUGUACGGCUCUCUGAAGGAGCUGGUGCUGCACUACCAGCACACCUCGCUGGUCCAACACAACGACUCGCUCAACGUCACGCUGGCCUUCCCCGUCUACAGCCAGCAGAGGCGGUGACCCGCCCGGUUUACUCUUCAUUCAUAUGUCAUCGUAGGCCAGCUGCAGGAGCAGAACCUGACCACAUGACACGUUUACUGUUCAAAGCCCCGCACAAUAACUCGGCACAACAGCGGAUCGACGGUCAGAAGUUUGUUCAACUUUUAAAAAACAAUAAAGCGUCCUGGUGCUGCAGAUCUCAGUGCAUCAGAGAAGAGGAAGCUUUGUGUUCAGUGAAAUGCUUUGUUACGUCCUGUAGGAAUGGUGACAAUUCAAAACCAAUAGUUUACUGUGAACUUCAUCACAUGGAGCUUCAACUUCCUGAGCAAAAAAAGACUUCAAGACACCAGUUUAACUUUCUUAACUUUGCAAUUUACUCUGAUCAGAGAUGACACACUUGAGGUCGGGAUCACACGGGAGAUCGGAUCAGAGGUCGUGAGGCGUUCACAAUCUAAAGAAAUCUACAAGUUAUGGAUACAAACGUUUAGUUUAACAAAUAGUUUGUUGAGUUGUUGCCCCCCCCCACCCCCACCCAGCGGUUCCACGUGUUUAUUGUUGCGAAAGACAAAAAACUAAACGGGUAGAGUUUCCAAAGUUUCUUUGGUUGUUACACCUGUUGCCCAUUUCCACUUCCUGAGGAUAGUUCCUGUUAAGAACGUACUUGGAUACUCUUUGGUAACUUGGGAUAGCUCCCGGGUCAAACUUAAUGGCCAUCCUCUUCCUGUUUGGUUUGCUCAUUGAUUGACGCGCUUCCUUUGUUCUGCAUAUGGCGUCUUCAUUUUUACAGAAUUACACCGUGAAAGAGAGGCUUAUAGGGCACCAAUCUAAACCAAGAUGGUGUCAGUAUAUUGUGCAAUCAACAGUAACUUCAUAAUGAUAAGUUAACGCGGGGAACCGUUGUCUAUUUCCACUUUAAUGUAACAAGACAGUAAAGAUAAACACUGAACAUGCUUUCAGAGGAUAACACAACACAAAGCCCUGAGGGGGAAGAUGGCCGUUCAGGUUAACAUACCUAAUGAACAUGAGCGCUUCAGGCUCGCUCAGAAACGUGUCCCGUGUGAUCACGACCUCGCUGUGAGUCGAUACAGAGACCAGCGUGUCCCAGCUUCCUGUCUGAGGAGGAACGACGUACUGAACUGUCACCGUGUUUAGUGUCGUGGAGGUCAGCUGACGGACUCCUCCUUUAACCAUGACUGAACAGAACCACAACUACGGACUGAUGAUGAUGAUGAUGAUGAUGAUGAUGAUGAUGUCAAAGACAAAAUGGCGGACAAUCCAGAAAGACUUCUCUUAAGUAAACACUGUGAGUGACUCUGAACAAGGUUAUAAAUGAGGGCAAAUGGACCGAUGUGCAUUUAUUUUACAUCAGGAGAAAAUAAACAAGAAACCUGCAUCAUCCAAAGACUGGACCCCCAACACCCCCAACACCAACACCACCCCAAAUAAUCCCGUCCGUGUUCUUCGAGGUCCUCUUUCUUCAGCUUUGUUUUGGUUUGCCACCUCAGUCUCGUUUAAUUUUGCUGAGCGGGCGGAUAAUUCUUCAAUUCUUUAAUUUCAAUAAACGUCCGUCAGCACAAAUGUUUACUCGUGCUGGAUCCAAACAGAGUUAACGUUCAGGAAUGACAGAACUGGAUCUCAAGAGUUUAUCUGAAGUUUCAAAGACUCGUGGAUGAAGCGCAGCCUGUCAACAUUACUGGUGUAAAACGUGGAUAUUUGAAUCUUGAUUUUUGUCUUUAUGUUUUCUUUUUUGUGCAUUUGGACACAACCUCCUUCAAACCAGGUACAGGAGAUGAAACUCUGAAACUUUGAAGGAGUCCCAAGUAUUACAUAUUUUUUCCACAACUUGGAUCGAUUUUUGGAAAUCAAUACGUUCAAUAAUGUUUUCAAAUGUCCAGAAUUUUUCAAGCUCUUAUUUGACUUAUUCCACAAAAGUCCUGGUUUUUCAUUCUGACAUUUAAACCAAACUAGUGAACAAAACAAGAAUCUAAUGAGAUGAUGAAAAUGAAAAGUUCAUUGUUUAAGAAUUCUGAUGAAUAAAAUGAUUGGGCUGAAUGUCUGAAAGCUACCGUGAGAAA